CGCAUUCUCAUUUUGCAUGCGACCCUGUAUCUCGGGAAUGACGCCGGGCCAUAGCUCCUGAUGCCACACGACGGCAAGGUUUAUGGUUAAGCCUCUAUUCAUCAUGCAUAUUUGGUAAAGGACGCUGUCCCGUUUGGGCAAGUGUCUCGAGGUGUCCAUAUCCAGCGGGGAUAAACUGAGGCUAUGAUGUUGCCGUUGUGCCGACUAUACAGCAUCUCCUAUAUUCAAGUUAGAAUGCGAGUCGACGUUGACAUGUAUAAGUAUGCCUGUAUCUCUCGAGUUGGAGAGAAUGGUCAAUAGAUCAGAACAACAAUACAACCGUCACUUCUUCACUCUUACUCUUCACUCCUCUAACAUCAGUCAACUUACAAGUCAACUCUUUUCUAAGGACCAUCUUCAAACUCAACAGACUUUUUAUUUACUGCAAUGGCUCGACCUAUGAAUACUCACGAUGACAUUGCCAUCGCUGAGAUUGUCAUCUAUACCUUCAUCCUCAUCGGAGCCCUCUUUCUCUGCAAGUCUCAUGGCUUUGGGCGCACUGCUGGCUGGCUCUAUAUCUGCAUUCUAUCACUCGCCCGUCUAAUCGGCUCUUCCAUGCUCCUGGCAACUAUCAAUGACCCAAGCAACACAAGCCUCUACAUUGGCUGGCUUACACUUAACGGCCUUGGUCUCGGCCCAUUGAUCCUUAUCCUUCUCGGCCUGCUUAGUCGUUGCUUCGAUUCUAUCAAGCGUCAGGGCGGCAAAGGCGUUCUACCAAUCUAUCAGCGUGCGAUCCAACUUCUGAUGCUUGCUGCCAUUAUUCUCAUCUCAGUUGGCGGUGCUAACUCGGACUACGAACUCAACGGCUCCUCUCCCAGUGUCAAGUACAACUCUGAGUGCAAGAUUGGUGUCAUCCUCAUGAUUGUUGUCCUUGUCCUGGUUGUGGGUCAGUUCUUCCUUGCUCUCCGUAGCCAGUCCUACAUCGCUGAUGGCGAGCAUCGACUUCUUAUCGCUGUUGGUGCUUCUCUACCCUUCGUUGUCGUCCGACUUGCCUACACCUGUGCUCUCAUCCUCGGCGGCCACAAGCAGGAUGUCUGGAUGUAUCUUGGUGCCGGUAUCAUUAUGGAAAUGAUGGUUGCUAUCAUAUGCGAGGCCGUUGGAUUCACUCUUUGCAAAGCCCCUAAGCCUACAGAGAGCCAGGAGAUGAUUAACAUCAAGAACUCGACCGAAGCAUAAAUGAGGGUUGUCCGAGGAAAAUUGGUGGAGAAGACUCUUGAUAUACAUUGUAACAAAGCGUUAAAGCAUUCGAUCUCAUAGAUGAGUUUG
Fusarium redolens is the source of this 1305-nucleotide messenger RNA. RefSeq lists its product as uncharacterized. The transcript has a single exon. Bases 427 to 1215 code for a protein of 262 amino acids. Lineage: Eukaryota; Fungi; Ascomycota; Sordariomycetes; Hypocreales; Nectriaceae. The record is from RefSeq and is a predicted model, not a curated record.